UCCGGCACGGGAGUUUCCACGGCGGCGGCAGCAGCAGCGAUGAAGACCUGGUAGAAGUAGCAGGAGGAAUGCUGGAUUUCUCCAUGGCGGAUGACGUCCCCCCUUUGGACAGAGACAUGGCGGAAGGUUUCUCCUCGUACAACGGCGGUGGGAUGAACGGGCCGAGGCAGGUGAUGGACUUCCUGCAGGAGCCGCUCCCGGGCGUGGGGACCUACGAAGAUUUCAACACCAUCGACUGGGUGCGGGAGAAGUCUCGGGACCGCGACCGGCACCGAGAGAUCGCCAGUAAAAGCAAGGAGUCCACCUGGGCAUUGGUGCACAGCGUCAGUGAUGCUUUCUCGGGAUGGCUAUUGAUGCUGCUCAUCGGCUUGUGGGCAGGAGCGCUGGCCGGCCUGAUCGACAUCACUGCCCACUGGAUGACGGACCUGAAGGAGGGGGUCUGCCUGAACGGCUUCUGGUACAACCACGAGCAUUGCUGCUGGAAUUCACCCCAGACCACCUUCCAGGACAGGGACAAGUGCCCCGAGUGGAGGACCUGGGCGCAGCUGCUGACCGGCAGAGAGGAGGGGGGAGCCCUGGGCUACGUCCUGAAUUACUUCCUCUACGUCCUCUGGGCGCUGCUCUUCUCCUUCCUGGCCGUCUCGCUUGUCCGGGGCUUUGCGCCGUACGCCUGCGGCUCAGGGAUCCCAGAGAUCAAAACGAUUCUCAGCGGCUUCAUCAUCCGAGGCUACCUGGGCAAGUGGACGCUGCUCAUCAAGACGGUUACCCUGGUGCUGGCCGUCUCGUCGGGCCUGAGCCUGGGCAAGGAGGGCCCCCUGGUUCACGUCGCCUGCUGCUGCGGCAACAUCCUUUGCCACCUCUUCACCAAGUACCGGAAGAACGAAGCCAAGCGCCGGGAAGUGUUGUCGGCAGCUGCAGCCGCCGGCGUAUCGGUGGCCUUUGGCGCUCCCAUUGGAGGUGUCCUGUUCAGUCUGGAAGAGGUGAGCUACUACUUCCCGCUUAAGACCCUCUGGCGCUCCUUCUUCGCCGCGCUGGUGGCGGCCUUCACCCUGCGCUCCAUCAACCCCUUCGGCAACAGCCGCCUGGUGCUCUUCUACGUGGAGUUCCACAGCCCCUGGCACCUGCUGGAGCUGGCGCCUUUCAUCCUGCUGGGCAUCUUUGGGGGCCUCUGGGGGGCCUUCUUCAUCCGCAGCAACAUCGCCUGGUGCAGGCGGCGUAAGACCACCAAGCUGGGCCGCUACCCGGUGCUGGAGGUGCUGGUGGUGACGGCGCUGACCGCCCUGCUGGCUUUCCCCAACAAGUACACCCGCAUGAGCACCAGCGAGCUGAUCUCGGAGCUCUUCAACGACUGCAGCCUCCUGGACUCCUCCCAGCUCUGCGACUACCUCAGCGCCCCCAACAGCACCCAGGGGGACGACCUGCCCGACCGGGCUGCUGGGCCGGGCCUCCACGUAGCCACUUGGCAGCUGAUGCUGGCUCUCCUGCUGAAGAUCUUCAUCACCAUCUUCACUUUCGGCAUGAAGGUGCCCUCCGGCCUCUUCAUCCCCAGCAUGGCGGUGGGGGCCAUUGCUGGCCGCUUGCUGGGCGUGGGCAUGGAGCAGCUGGCCUAUCACCAUCACGACUGGCUCAUCUUCAAGGGCUGGUGCAGCCCUGGCGCCGACUGCAUCACGCCUGGCCUCUACGCCAUGGUGGGGGCUGCCGCCUGUCUGGGUGGAGUGACACGCAUGACCGUCUCCCUGGUGGUCAUCAUGUUUGAGCUCACGGGAGGGCUGGAGUACAUCGUGCCCCUGAUGGCGGCCGCCAUGACCAGCAAGUGGGUGGCCGAUGCCAUCGGCCGGGAGGGCAUCUACGACGCCCACAUCCGCCUGAACGGCUACCCGUUUCUGGAGGCCAAGGAGGAGUUCACCCACAAGACCCUGGCCAUGGACGUCAUGCGCCCCCGGCGUAGCGACCCCGCCUUGACGGUGCUGACGCAGGACACUAUGACGGUGGAGGACGUGGAGGCCAUCAUCAACGAGACCACCUACAGCGGCUACCCCGUGGUGGUGUCCAGGGAGUCUCAGCGCCUCGUGGGCUUUGUCCUCCGGCGAGACCUGGUCAUCUCCAUUGAAAAUGCCCGAAAGAAGCAAGAAGGGAUCGUCAGCAGUUCAGUUAUUUAUUUCACGGACCAUUGCCCCCCGCUGCCCCCCUGCUCCCCCUCCAUGCUCAAGCUGCGUGGAAUUCUUGACCUCAGCCCCUUCACUGUGACCGACCAAACCCCCAUGGAGAUCGUGGUGGACAUUUUCCGGAAACUGGGGUUACGUCAGUGCCUGGUCACACACAACGG
Molecule: messenger RNA, 2326 nt
Organism: Thamnophis sirtalis
Lineage: Eukaryota; Metazoa; Chordata; Lepidosauria; Squamata; Natricidae
Source: RefSeq, a predicted model, not a curated record